Geodia barretti is the source of this 918-nucleotide messenger RNA. The record is from the annotation of a GenBank genome assembly. Lineage: Eukaryota; Metazoa; Porifera; Demospongiae; Tetractinellida; Geodiidae.
AUGCCUGUCCAACAAUUGUCACCGGAACUGGAACGCAUAGUCUCCCAGGACCAGGCGGUAGAGGUGCUGGGCACCGGCUAUGUCAUUGCUGAGGGGCCGCUGUGGUGGAGCGAGGAGCAAUAUCUGCUGUUCAGCGAGGUUCGGGGAAACCGCAGGUGGAAAUGGACUGCGAGCGAGGGCCUGACCCUGGUGCAGGAGCCUACCAAUAAUGCGAACGGCCUGACCCGGGACCCGCAGGGAAGGCUGGUGAUGUGCGAGGGCGGGGCAAGGCGCGUAACCCGGGUUGAACACGAUGGAAGCGUCACCGUAAUUGCAAACAGCUAUCACGGAAGGCCACUGAACCGGCCCAACGACGUGGUGGUGAAAUCCGACGGCAGCAUUUAUUUCACCGAUCCGGGUGGCCCCUCCCCCGACACUGGCCUCGAUUUUUCCGGGGUCUACCGGGUAUCGGCCGAUCUCAGCACGAUCAACCUGCUGGUCCGGGACUACGUUCUGCCGAACGGGCUGGCGUUUUCCCCCGAUGAGAGCGUCCUUUACAUAAACGAUUCUCAGGGCGUGUCGGUAGACAUCGGCAACAUGUUCCGCAGCACUGGGCGCAUUGACGCCUUCGACGUACGGCCUACCGGGAUGCUGGCCAACCGGCGGGUCUUCUGUGAACUGAGAGGGGAGAUGUCCGGGAUUCCGGACGGGAUGAAAGUCGAUGUCGAAGGAAAUGUUUAUUGCACCGGGCCGGGGGGCGUCUGGAUAGUGGACUCCGCUGGCAUGCAUCUGGGCACAAUCCUGACCGAGGUGGAGCACACCACCAACAUGGCAUGGGGCGGAGAGGACUGGAAGACCCUGUUCAUUACCACGGCGGAUAGGUUAGCCCGCAUCCAGCUGAAGGUAUCAGGAUUACCGGUCCCAACACAGUCCUCAUAG